AUGACUCAAGCAGGGACCUCCGCAUUCGACCGAGCCAACGAGGCCGUGACUUUCCUUAGAAGUAGCCUGCCAGAGGGUCUGCAGGCGCCCAAAGUUGCUAUUGUAUGUGGCUCUGGGCUGGGAGGACUGGCCGAUACGGUCCAUGCUGAAGGUCGAGCGGAAUAUGAUUAUGCGUCUAUUCCUCAUUUCCCUCGUCCGACGGUUGCUGGACAUGCUGGGAAGUUGGUAUUUGGUCUGCUGGGCCAGAAGAUUCCCGCUGUCUUGAUGGUUGGACGUGCCCACUACUACGAGGGCCAUUCUAUGGACCAAGUCACUUUCCCCAUCCGAGUCUUCAAGCAGCUCGGAGUUGAUACUGUCGUGUUGACAAACGCGGCCGGUGGCCUGAAUUCUGACUAUUGCGUGGGCGAUAUCGUCAUGCUGAAUGAUCACAUCUUCCUCGCCGGUCUAGCGGGAGUUCAUCCCCUCCGAGGACCCAAUGAGGAAGACUUUGGAGUGCGCUUCCCACCUCUGUCCGACGCAUAUGACCUGGACCUUCGUCGUCAGGUACACCAAGCGUGGAAGCAAGUCAUCUCUGCGGAAAGCACGAGGAAGUUGCACGAGGGUGUGUAUGCCUUCGUUGGAGGUCCCACCUAUGAGACGAGAGCGGAGAGCCGCAUGCUGCGAAUGAUGGGUGCCGAUGUGGUGGGCAUGUCCACCGUGCCAGAGAUUGUGGUGGCGAGGCACUGUGGGCUUCGCGUAUUGGCUUUUAGCCUGGUCACCAACAAUGCAGUGUUGGCACCCGUGCCUCGUGGCGAUGAGAAAUUACUCCAGGGCAAAGACGCUGGUGAGCUCAACGCCAUCAUCGAAGAGGGCAAGGCUGGACAUGAGGAAGUCUUGGAGGCUGGCCGCAAUGCGGCACUGGACAUGCAGAAAUUGGUUUUGCAAAGUCUUGUGAACGUCUUCGAACAGGUAUAG
This is a messenger RNA of Penicillium cataractarum, 954 nucleotides long. Its product is annotated as purine-nucleoside phosphorylase. Gene Ontology annotation, molecular function: purine-nucleoside phosphorylase activity. NCBI's taxonomy places the organism in Eukaryota, Fungi, Ascomycota, Eurotiomycetes, Eurotiales, Aspergillaceae. Gene Ontology annotation, biological process: nucleoside metabolic process. The coding region runs from base 1 to 954 and encodes 317 amino acids. The transcript has 7 exons. The record is from RefSeq and is a predicted model, not a curated record. Gene Ontology annotation, cellular component: cytoplasm.